This is a messenger RNA of Penicillium soppii, 1500 nucleotides long. Its product is annotated as putative MFS efflux transporter. Gene Ontology annotation, molecular function: transmembrane transporter activity. Gene Ontology annotation, biological process: transmembrane transport. The record is from RefSeq and is a predicted model, not a curated record. The coding region runs from base 1 to 1500 and encodes 499 amino acids. Gene Ontology annotation, cellular component: membrane. The transcript has a single exon. Lineage: Eukaryota; Fungi; Ascomycota; Eurotiomycetes; Eurotiales; Aspergillaceae.
AUGGCUACCUCAGGUCUCGCAUUUUUUGAGAUCGAGAAUUCAUCUCGAAUCGCCAGUCCUCAGCCUGCGGUACGAAAAGAUAAGCAAGGCACCGCUCAAGCUCGAUCGGACUACGAGUUGAGCGAGAUUCAACUGGCCAAAGGCUCGGCUCGAGUGACUUCAGAGCCCCUAACACAACCGACAACGGGACCUCCUUCGCCCUCGCCAAGCGAGCUGGAGAGGCGUCUAUCGAUACCCGAUGUCGCAGACCAGGUCUCUGGGUGGGCACCAGACCGAACGGUGGCCUCAUGGAAAACCAAAUGGCGAAUGCUGAGCGUCUGUUUCAUGAGUCUUGGCAAUGGAAUGAACGACAGCGCACCGGGUGCCCUGAUUCCAUUCAUCGAAACACACUACAACAUCGGAUAUGCGAUUGUUUCCCUUAUCUUCGUCACCAAUGCAUUUGGCUUCAUCCUGGCAGCGCCACUCACGCAGUCCAUCGAACACAAGCUUGGCCGCGCAAAGAGCUAUGCACUCGCCUUGUCUAUCCAAGCGAUUGGCUAUGUAAUCAUUGUCUGCGAGCCUCCGUUCCCUGCCGUUGUUGCCAGCUUCUUCCUUCUCGGUUUCGGCAUGGCGCUCAGUCUGGCGCUGAGUAAUGUGUACUGUGCCAAUCUGGCGAAUCCUACCACAGCCCUCGGUUGCUUCCAUGGCUCCUAUGGCAUUGGUGGUAUUAUCGCCCCUUUGUUUGCGACAGCUAUGGUAUCGGACGGGAUACGGUGGUCGUUCUUCUAUACCAUCACGUUGGCUGUGUCGAUUAUCAACUUGGGAUAUGCAUUGUGGGCAUUCUACCACUUUGAGAACGACUCGCCCAAUGAGCCGCAGAUGGCACUCCGGCCAACUAUCUCACACCAGACCAGCGAUGGCGAGCCUCUCUCGCGAACACAAGUUCUCAAGAAGUCCAUCCGCAACCGUACAACGCUGCUGGGCGCUCUCUUCAUCUUCGCCUACCAAGGCGCCGAAGUCUCUGUUUCAGGCUGGGUUGUAUCCUUCCUCAUCAGCUAUCGACACGGGGACCCAUCGCGGGUUGGAUACGUGAGCUCCGGUUUCUGGGCUGGGAUUACCGCCGGGCGUUUCCUGCUGACGCAUCCGGCAUCCAAGAUUGGUGAGAAGGUCGCUGUCAUGGGAAUGAUAGCAGGUGCUGUUGCAUUUCAGCUGCUGACCUGGCUCAUUCCAAAUGUCAUUGGAGAAGCUGUCACGGUUGCUAUUUUGGGCCUGCUGCUGGGUGCUGUUUACCCCUGUGCCACGUCAAUCUUUACCAGGUUGAUUCCCCGUAGCAUGCACAUCUCCAGUCUAAGCUUCAUUAGUGCGCUUGGUAGUAGCGGUGGUGCGGUCUCGCCGUUCUUUACUGGUAUCCUUGCGCAGAAUAUCGGGACUAUGGUUCUCCAUCCUAUCUGUAUUGGACUUUAUGGGGUUAUGGCUAUCAGCUGGCUUCUAUUGCCCAAAAUUGCAAAGAGGUCGGAGUAA